Electrophorus electricus (electric eel) is the source of this 1449-nucleotide messenger RNA. The record is from RefSeq and is a predicted model, not a curated record. Lineage: Eukaryota; Metazoa; Chordata; Actinopteri; Gymnotiformes; Gymnotidae.
UAGUGGCAGGUUGUCUCGCUGCAUACGGGAGUGAUUCAGAAUCAGAAAAUGAAUCAGCCCAAUACAAGUCCCGAGAAAGUAGACCCAGACGCAGUCUCACAUCUUCAGCCUUUAAAAUCUGGAAGAAAGACGAGUUUAUCUGUUCUUAAUUCAGCACCUGAGGUCGCCGUCAAGGAAGAUGUUGAGACGGGCACACACAUUGAUCCCUCACUCAAAGAGCUCCUCUACAACCCUACUUACGAAACCAUGUUUGCACCCGAGUUUGGACCAGUUAAUCCAUUCAAAACGCAGCAAAUGGCUGCGCCAAGGAACAUGCUUUCUGGAUAUGCUGAGCCCGCCCAUGUCAACGAUUUCAUGUUUGAACAACAAAGAAGGACGUUUUCCACUUUCGGGUAUGCGUGACCAUCUGUGGACAGCAGUCAAGUCUCAUCGAGCAGCUACAUAGGAGCAGUGGAGGAAGCAGAGAAAAAGAAAGGGAUGACCGUGUUUGAGUCGGGCCUAAAGAAGGAGAAGAGGAAGCGUGUGAAAGGGGGAGACGCAUCAGAGAUCGACAGCUUCUUGGGGCCCUGGGCCAAGUAUCAGGAUGAGAAGGACGUGGCCAAACCUUCAGAGGAGGAGCAGAAGGAGCUGGACGAAAUCACGGCAAAGAGGCAGAAAAGAGGCAAGAAUGAGGAAGAGGCCUUUGCUGAGGAGAAAACCAUUCUACACGUCAAAGACGCGUAUGACUACCAGGGCCGCUCUUACCUGCACGUCCCGCAGGACGUGGGCAUUAACCUGCGCUUGGCGGAAAUACCCGACAAAUGUUACCUGCCCAAGAAGCAGCUGCACGUCUGGACCGGGCACACCAAGGGUGUCAGCGCCAUUCAGUUGUUUCCUGGGUCUGGCCACCUGCUUCUCUCCUGCUCUAUGGACUGUAAGAUCAAGCUUUGGGAAGUCUACAGUGACAGGAGGUGCUUACGGACAUUUAUUGGUCACAGUAAGGCAGUGCGCGACAUCUGCUUCAACAACGCUGGAACUCAAUUCCUCAGCGCCGGUUACGAUCGCUACCUCAAGCUGUGGGACUCUGAGACAGGUCAGUGCAUCUCCAGGUUCACUAACAGGAAAGUCCCCUACUGUGUAAAGUUUAACCCAGACGAGGACAAACAAAGCCUGUUUGUUGCCGGAAUGUCGGACAAGAAGAUUGUGCAGUGGGACAUCCGCUCUGGGGAGGUGGUGCAGGAGUAUGACCGCCACCUGGGAGCCGUCAACACCAUCACGUUUGUGGACGAGAACCGCCGCUUCGUCAGCACCUCCGAUGACAAGAGCUUGCGCGUGUGGGAGUGGGACAUUCCAGUGGAUUUCAAGUACAUUGUGGAGCCCAGUAUGCAUUCGAUGCAUAUCAGCACUUCAGUUCAGCAUUCUUCCGAUAAGAGGCGGAGGGUCAAACGCCUGACCAGUAGCCAGCAGUAG